AUGAACAAAUUACACAAGUAAAUAGAAGGUAUAUGCGAUGUGAAUUGCACAAAUGUGACUAAGCUCCAAUGGAGAAGAAAUGUGAAUCGGGAGGUUAUUAUUAGAAGAGACGCCAAAACUUGGCCAACAAACAAUAAACCGCUUUUACUUUCCAAAUUAAAAUUCCAAUUCUCAUUCUACAGCUCAAUUGAACUCUCACACCACAUUCAUUCCUUUCUUGAAUAAACCGUUUUUUCCGAUCAAGAUCUGAGUUCGUUAUAGUUUUCGUUAUGGCUAACUCCGAAGGAAACAAUCGUCAAGAAAACGGAACUGAGAAUGACGACGGUGGUUCCUGCACCGCCGAAACCUCGCCGUCGAAUCAAUCAAGAAGAAGCGUUAGGUUAAAGAAAUGUAAGACAAAUUCUAAGCGAGGUGAUUCUGGUAGCGACGGUGAUGAAUCUGUAGGGAAUAGAAUCAAUUGGAGUUGCAAUUCGGAUUCUAGGGAUUUGAGUGUGCCUGAAUUAGAGAGCUGUGAUGAUUGUUGUGAUGAAGAUUUGAAUAGUGAUGCACGUGACACAGAGGUUCAGCACGUGACUGAAAAUGACGAUGAUGAGGAUCCUUUGACUGAGUCUGUUGAUACUCUUAAGGUUUUGGAGAGAGAUCUUCAACAAGAAAUUAAAAAAAUCAGGGAGAUUGGGAAUGAAUCUUUCUCACCUGAUGACUCAACCAUGUUUAGAAGUGCUGCUGAAGCAAGUGUUGUUGAAACAAGUUCUGCUGAUCUAAGAUUCCAUGACUCAUGCUCAUCUAGCCAUUCUCGUAUACAAAUUUCAUCAAGUUUCAUGAAGCUUCAGGUACUGCACCUAACAGAAAAACUAUACAUUUUGGAAAGGCAAUUAGAAGAAUUGCAGGGUGAGCUUGCCCUUAAGGAUUCCAGGAUUGCUGAACUUGAAUUAGCCCUUAUUUGUGAAGAGAUUCCUAAGGAAGAAUCUACUAGCACCAUAUGUUUAUUAGACCAAAAAUUUAAAGAGCUGGAGUCUGAGCUUGAGAGUCUUUUUCGGCAAAAGAUUGAAGCCGAGGUCAAAUACCUGACCAUCAAAAACAUGAUGCAAAAGUUGAAGGUUGCAUCAUCUUUAAUAGAAAAACAAGAAACAAUGCAUGACAGUGAAGUGCAGGUUCUAAAUAAGGUUGAAGUGGCAGGUAAUGAGGAUCCAAACAGAACAGAGGAGCCUUUUAUGAUUCAGAGGAGAUUAUGCAAGCUGACAUGUUACUUUUUCUUUCAGCUCAUCAUGUUGUUAAUGUUGGUUCUUUGGCUUGUGUCAAAGUUAGUGCCUAAUUCUGAGGGGGUUGUGCCUACAUAAUAAAUCUGCAAAAUUGUGCUCUCUUUGUACAGUCACAGAAGUUUCUUCACUCAUACAUGAUAUACACAUGAUGUAAAUUUUCAUUGUCAUCCCACAUUAUUGACCUUUCUUUCUCUAGGUUGUUAGAGAUAGGUGCUAUAUUGUUUUCAUACCAUUUUUUGCACUUCUGUAACUCAUUCUUUGUAAUAUUGGCUCAAUAAAAGCAGUGUAUUCUUUGUAAUAUUGGCUCAAUAAAAGCAGUGUAUUCUUUGUAAUAUUGGCUCAAUAAAAACAGUGUAUUCUUUGUAAUAUUGGCUCAAUAAAAGCAGUGUAUUCUUUGUAA
Molecule: messenger RNA, 1659 nt
Organism: Lathyrus oleraceus (garden pea)
Lineage: Eukaryota; Viridiplantae; Streptophyta; Magnoliopsida; Fabales; Fabaceae
Product: WPP domain-interacting protein 1
Exons: 2
Coding region: 270-1337 (355 amino acids)
Source: RefSeq, a predicted model, not a curated record